AGUGCGCCGACCAGUGUGGAAUCCAAUCGAAGGAUUAUCAAUAUAAAUAUAACAAUAUCGACAUUUGUCCAACCAACCAAAGUGCUAAGCAAUAUGUGCGCGAAAUUCGUUUGUGUUGUGCUGGUGGCCAGCUUUGUGUGCGGUGCUUUGGCCCUGCCAUCGCAGGAUGGCAGUGAAAAGGAUUUAGUGAACAUGCUCAACAGAUUGGAUAACGAGGAUUCGGUGCCAUUGUUCGGUGGACUGCGCAUCGAUCGCUCCGAGACGGGACGCAGCUUUGGUGCCAACAAGGCCGUCGAAUCGUUUGAGGAUCGUGCCGAGCGCUAUCUGGAGACCCAUGAGCUCAAUCUGUCCUUCUCCGGCGAUGAGCAGGAGGAGAAUACCGAGAACGAGUAUGCCGGACGUGCCAUGGAUGAAUCCCGCAGCAAGCGCAUGAAGAAAAUGCUGCUGCCUCUGCUGUUGGCUUUGAAACUGAAGAAGGCUGUUGUCGUCAAGGUCAUGUUCACCAUCAUCAAGUUCAUCUCGCUGAAGGCUCUGGCCAUCUCCUUCCUGGCUCUCAUUCUGGCUGGUGCCACCUUCUUCAAGGACCUGCUGGCCAAGAAGAAGGAACACAUCACCACUGCCUACAUCACUGGCAGCCCCCUGAACGCCGAUAUUGUGCACUCCGACUGGAGCCGCAAUGGACAGGCCCCCGGUGCCGAUUUGGCCUACAACCACUACGGCCUGGCCCAGCCCUUCUAA
Messenger RNA from Drosophila obscura, 738 nucleotides. RefSeq lists its product as uncharacterized. The transcript is spliced from 3 exons. The record is from RefSeq and is a predicted model, not a curated record. NCBI's taxonomy places the organism in Eukaryota, Metazoa, Arthropoda, Insecta, Diptera, Drosophilidae. The coding region runs from base 94 to 738 and encodes 214 amino acids.